Molecule: messenger RNA, 2523 nt
Organism: Pisolithus orientalis
Lineage: Eukaryota; Fungi; Basidiomycota; Agaricomycetes; Boletales; Pisolithaceae
Exons: 11
Coding region: 1-2523 (840 amino acids)
Source: RefSeq, a predicted model, not a curated record
AUGCAUGUUAGCCACCUGGCGCUUCGGGUGACCACUUGCAAGUGUCUCCUGUGGGCACUCCACAGCCAGUUGGUUGUCCAUAUCUCGCAGUGCAAAGGGUCGUUGGCUCAACCUAACAAUUGGUCACCAUACUCCAGUUGUCUGGAGUUCGAGCUAGCUGACUUCCUGUUCACCCACAGCCAGAUGUCUGCAGCCAAUAUUAACGAGUUACUAGAUCUCUGGAAUGCGACACUUCUUGGUGCUGGCAGCCAGCCCAUCUUCAAAGAUAGUGCUGAAAUGUACAAGAUGAUUGAUUGCACUAUACUUGGUGAUGUACAGUGGGAGAAUUUUUGCAUAUCCUAUACCAGCAAACAACCAACUGAUAAUGUCCCAUCAUGGAUGAACGCCACAUACAAUAUUUGGUUCUGGGACCCUAAAGAUGAAUAUGAGAGUGUGAUGGACAAGAGACAGUGGGAGGAUUUCAUGUCUGGUGAUUGGGUGUGGACUCAAGCGGACAUAAUUUCUCGUGAUUCAACCAUGCACAGGUCAACCUUCAUUCCAAUCAUCCUUGGCAGUGACAAGACAACCGUGUCAGUUGCAACCAGUCAAAAUGAUUAUUAUCCCCUCUACCUCUCAAUAGGUAACAUGAGCAACAAAGUUUGUCAUGCACAUCACAAUAGUGUUGCUCUCAUUGCUUUCCUUGCAAUCCCACAUACUGACAAAGAGCAUGUGCCCACCGACACAUUCCAACAAUUCUGCUGCCAACUCUUUCAUUCAUCACUCGCAUAUAUCCUUCGAAAUCUCAAGCCUGCAAUGACCAAACCAACCAUUAUGUGGUUCGGUGAUGGACACUAUCGCCGUGUAAUUUUUGGACUUGGCCCUUAUAUCGCCAAUUAUGAGGAACAAGUCCUUCUGGCAUGUAUUGUGCGAGGGUGGUGUGCAAAAUGUCUUGGGAUGAGGCAGGAACUUGAUACUGAUGCACUUUAUUGGAGUCGCGAACAUGCAGAAGUGCUGAUCAAGGAGUUUGAUCUCAAGACCUUACGGGAUGUGUAUGGCAUUGUGGGUGAUACAAUUCCAUUCACCAGCAGUUUUCCCCAUGCCAAUAUAUACCAACUCAUCGCCCCUGAUAUACUACACCAGAUCAUCAAAGGGACAUUCAAGGAUCAUUUGGUCGAGUGGGUUGAAAGCUAUUUGAAGACCGUGCAUGGCACAACAAAGGCAAAUGCGAUCUUAGAUGAUAUUGACCAGAGAAUUGCAGCCAUUGCACCUUUUGCAGGGCUCCGUCACUUUCCCGAGGGCCAUCAUUUCAAACAGUGGACUGGUAACAACUCAAAGGCACUAAUGAAGGUGUAUCUACCUGCCAUUGAGGGGCAUGUACCAACGGAGAUUGUGCGAACAUUUCGUGCUUUGUUGGAGUUCACAUACCUGGUCUGUCACAAUGUCCUCACUGAAGAAACCUUGGUUGCAGUUCAAGAUACCAUCGACCGCUUUCACAAGUACCAGGAAAUAUUUUGCCAAUCAGGUACCAUUCAAACUUUUUCCUUACCACACCAGCAUGUGAUGAAACACUACCCUGAUCUUAUAUGUUUAUUUGGGGCACCAAAUGGACUUUGCACAUCAAUCACCAAAUCAAAGCAUAUUGAUGUUGUGAAGGACCCGUACUGGUGGACCAAUCAUAACAAGCCACUGGGCCAAAUGCUCAUUAUCAAUCAGCACUUAGAUAAAGAGAACAGCAGUACAUCACAGGUCCUAGGUUCUGGUCCCUGUAACGAAGACAAUGGUGAGGCUGUGGACUGCCCAACAUCCAUAGAGGCGCAUGUUGAACUUGCUCGCACCACCUUGGCUCACAAAAUCAACCUCUUGCAUUCAGAAAUGAAGCAGGCCAGAACCAUGGCAGAUCUUGCAAUUGAGCUUGGUCUAUUGCGUCUCCCUACCAUUCUGGAGGAGUUCCUGCUUCAACAAGCCGACACUGAAGACUACCAUGAUCUCUGUGACAUCUCACUAUCUGAGUGCCCCAUCUAUGGCAACAAAAUCACCGUCAUUAAUUCUGCAGCUGCACUAUUCUAUGUGCCAAGUGAUAUCAGUGGUAUUGGUGGCAUGCGGCAUGAGUAUAUCUGCUCAUGUCAUUCGUGGCAGAACAGGCCACCCCGGUAUGACUGUGCAUUUGUGAAUACUAAUCCAGGGCUGAAGGGGAUGCAUGGUUUGGAUGUCAUGCAUAUCCUUGGGUUUUUUUCCUUUGUUUCCCAAAGCAAGUGUUACCCAUGCGCAGUAGUGCAGUGGUUUGACCAUGUCGGGGAUGACCCAGAUGUGGAUACGGGGAUGUGGAUCGUACACCUGGCCCUUACUGCAAAUCGUCACCUGGCCACCGCUGUCAUACAUGUAGACACCAUAUAUUGUGCAGCACACCUCGUCCCCUUGUAUGGCACCCACCCCAUUCCCAGAACCAUAAAGCUGCAUCAUUCUUACAACACAUUUACCACCUUCUACAUGAACAGAUUUAUUGAUCAUCAUGCAUUUUCACUUUUAUCAGAUCCAUACUUGUAG